Messenger RNA from Hypanus sabinus (Atlantic stingray), 1639 nucleotides. RefSeq names its product transmembrane protein 53 (gene tmem53). NCBI's taxonomy places the organism in Eukaryota, Metazoa, Chordata, Chondrichthyes, Myliobatiformes, Dasyatidae. The record is from RefSeq and is a predicted model, not a curated record. The transcript is spliced from 3 exons. Bases 103 to 939 code for a protein of 278 amino acids.
UGACAGUCUGUUUAAAGUUGUCGUUAAGGAAGUAGCGCAAGCCCUUUCUGUCAGAAUUGGGUCAUUUCAGGUUGACUGUCGUUUUCGGCCUGCCGUUCAACCAUGGGCGACUCGGAGCUGGAGUACACCAUCGUCUUUCCCGAUCCCACCGUCUCAGACCUUAAAGAAGACCCCGUGACAAUUCUGUUGGGUUGGGCUGGCUGCCAAGACAAGCAUUUAGCAAAAUACAGCUAUAUCUACAAAAAUCAGGGCUGUGUAGUUCUCAGGUAUCCUACUCCAUGGCAAGAGAUAUUUUUCCCUGGAAUCUUCAGUAAAAAUCUCCAUUACACAGCAAGAAAACUACUAGAUCUUCUGUUUGACAUCGGCAUAGAAGAGCAUCCGAUUUUGUUCCAUGUUUUUAGUAAUGCUGGCAGCAUGCUAUAUUGCCGGAUUGUUGAACUUUUUAACCAACCUGAAACUAAGUAUGCGAAGUUAAAUGUUGUAGGGGCUAUUUUUGAUAGUGCACCUGGAGAUAAGAACUUACUAGGUGGUAUUCGUGCUCUGAAUACAGUUUUGAGACCUUCCAUCAACAUUUUUGCAAGGUGCUUUGCUAUUCUUAUUUUCACAUUGACUGCAUUCUUUCGGGUUUUGUUCUAUCCAGUCACGCGAUUUAUUUCCCUGUCGUUCUAUGAUGCUUUGAAAGCAGAACCUUCAAGAUGGCCUCAACUUUUCUUGUAUUCAAAAGCAGAUGAAAUAAUUUCUUACAAAGAUAUCGAGAGAAUGAUCAAAGCUAGAAAGUUGUUAAAUAUUGAAGUGCAAUCUAUGGAUUUUAUCACUUCACAGCAUGUAAGCCAUUUUAAAAUGUUUCCUGAUAAGUAUUCCAGCAAGUGCAUCAGUUUCUUUAAGAGAUGCAUUCAGCUACAUUUGACUGAUUCUUUAAGAAAGAAUUUAAUGCAAUGAGCAAGUCAUAGCCCAAUGCAGCAAAUAUGUUGUUCCAAUUGGCUUCAGUGCAUUUGGUUUGUGGGUGGGUGGGGGUGUUGGGUUGGCACAAGAGGGAAAGAGAAAGAAAGGAUAUGAUAUUGAUCAGUGUCCUAUACCAGAAUUGUUACUUAACAUUUCCCAUGUUAAUUUUAACAAAUUUAAACAAGCUGCUGAUGCUUUUUGUUUUGAUUCUGAUUUACAAAAGCUAUUUUAUUAAGGUUUUGGAGGCUCUCAGCACCCAGCCAGCUUGUCAGCAUCUUCAAGAAUUGGGUGACAAAGUGAGGUAGACUAAAGUUCUUCACAGUUCUUGUGGUGGACUACAUAUACCUGUCUGGACACGCCCCCCCUCCCCCGCUGACUGCUCCUGUGGCUCCUCCCACUGACCGUGGCUCCUCCCACAGACCCCGGUAGAAAGGCGAUUGGAGACACAGCCCCGGCUUCAAUCUCCAGGAUGUAGUGUGGUGGUCAAUUGCUGCUUGUUCUUUCUUUCAGCCAACAAAACCCUACAUCUCGCCUCACAUCUCCAAGAGUUAUUGAUGGUGCAUCAGUUCUCAACAGCUCUUGGCUCAGAUAUGUCAAUUUAAGAUGGUUUAAUACCACUUCCUGUAGUAAGUGAAAAGUCGAAUGAAAUAAUUGUUACUCUGGAUCCGAUGCAGCACAAAAAAAAAAUCACAAUAAA